GGGAUCCCUUCCCUCUCCCCAGUUCUCACUUUAUCAAGACGGACAUGGCGGCUCAUAGCUCCACCCUUCCCGCUUUACGUACUGACGGUGUUCGGAUAGAGCUUGUGGACCCGAGAAAUGCGGCAAGCUAUGAAGCUGGGUUGGCAGAGCUUCUGAUUGACUGUGUGGAUGGGGGUUCCAGCGUAGGCUUUCUGGCGGGCUUGACGCAUCAUGCAGCAGUAGAUUGGUGGCAUAAGCAAUUGCAAAAUCCAAAUAUACUUACCUGGGUGGCCGUGAAUAGUGAGGGACAAAUUCUUGGCACUGUUGGCCUCGCCCUUGCGCCGCAAGCCAAUGGCAGGCAUCGCGCUGAAGUUUGCAAGUUGUUGGUUCAUCGGAAUGGACGCGGUCACGGAUAUGCUUCGGCUCUCAUGUCUGCUUUAGAAGAAGAAGCCCGGAAACGAUGCCGAACCGUGCUUGUUCUUGACACUGUAACCGGCAGUACCGCUGAGCACAUCUAUCUACGGUGGGGUUGGCAGCGCGUCGGUGUCAUUGAGGAUUUUGCUGCUCUUCCUGAUGGCCGUCUGUGGGCGACGACUGUAUUUACCAAGAAGCUGUGAUGACAAGUUAUAUAGUAAUUGGUCUGCAUAGAUAGUUUCAUCGUUGGUCCCCUAUAGAUAUUGCAGAUUUCAAGAGAAUGACUUCUGAUCAA
Molecule: messenger RNA, 688 nt
Organism: Spizellomyces punctatus DAOM BR117
Lineage: Eukaryota; Fungi; Chytridiomycota; Chytridiomycetes; Spizellomycetales; Spizellomycetaceae
Exons: 1
Coding region: 45-596 (183 amino acids)
Molecular function (GO): acyltransferase activity, transferring groups other than amino-acyl groups
Source: RefSeq, a predicted model, not a curated record